GUUUUUCCAAAAUGUUGAAAUGAGAAAAAUCGCUUGUGUGGUGCAAGGUGUGAGCAGACGACCAGAGCGACAAGCUGACAAACGAUACCUCUAAUAGGACAGACGGCACCACGAUGAAGCAACUGAUUGCAUUGGCGUUUCUCUCUACCAUUUCAGUGGCUUCAUCUUCCACUAACUACAAGCCCCUCUACUAUGACAGAAUGAUACAUUUUUCGCCGGAUGGCCGGUUACUUCAAGUGGAGUAUGCUGCCACCGCCGCAGAGAAUUCAUCACCACUCAUAGUUUGCCAAUUGGGGUGUUGUGACGACACAAUGGUAGCCAUGACGUGUUCACGGUCUCCGUCGAAUAGUGCCAGUAGUAGACACCACCAAAGACCCCAGGAUCGCUUAGUGGUCUUGGAAGAUACGGCUGUGGUGGCCAUGAGUGGAGUCCUGGCAGACAGUUUGGCAUUAUUGAAGCAGGCACUGAAUGAUUGGGAAGAUUUUAAGUUUGUGUUUGGAGACCAAGAUCGUCCAUCCAUGAUGCUCACCAAGAUAGCAGAAUCAAUAGGAACUGCCUGUCAUACCAAUUGUUUCUCAGGAGGAAUACGACCCUAUGGUUCAACUAUGCUCGUAAUGGGAAUUGAUAUUGACGGGGCGACAGCAGGGGAAGACAAAAGAAACGAUGCUACAGAAGCCUCCCAGCCAUUUCCAUUUCGAAUCAUCCAGACUGAUCCUUCUGGUGGUGUCAAAUCAAUUCCUCUACAAUCCACUGACAAACAAAAAUCACAGCAAGUUUCUUCUUCCAGUGUUGAUCUUUUGAAAAUCACGGGAGGGAGCCAUGAUCAGAGGCUGAAGCUGGAAAAGGCCAUUCAGAAACUGGAAGAUGAUCCCUCAUCCACAAUGUGGGAACGAAUUCGAUCCUUGGCAGCAAUUCUCGUGGAUGCUCAGGAAGAAAUGGACAAUACUGCCUCAUUCUUUGGAUUGAAGAAACGAAAGAGACGCAAUAAGAAGGAUAGUACUGGUGAAAAUCCAACAGAGGCACGGCUCAACUACAAGUUCGAGGCAGUGAUACUGUCGAGUAAAUUGGGGAUCCACCGACUCACAGAGGAACAGGUAGACCAACUCCUCAAGGAAGUUGACUCGAUGUAACUAGAGCAGCUUGUACUGUAGUGGUUCCUCCUACUAGCAAGGAGGAAGCAAUAAUCUAGGAAGCAAGUGUAGCUAUCUUUGAUGGAACUGUACUACUUCAUUCAAGGAUUGCUAGUUUUCCUCGAUUGUAUUUCGAUUGAAAAUUGGCUGCUGCGUCAGACGAAGACGAAUCUUCACAGCGCACCACACAAACCCCGCAAUGCCAUCGUGCAACUUCUCCUCCGAGUUUGGUAGCCCCGCAUCUUGAGUCAGUGGGGCUUAAUCUCCCAAAGACUAUCCUUCCAACGCCUCCGUAGACCUCUGUCUUGUCAGCAUCUCAUAUACCUGGAAGACAGGGCCCUGGUUGCUGAAAAGCGGAGUAACGUACUGCCAGCUAGAAAAGGGAUCGUGCAUUUUGGAAAAGCACCUCUGCAGUUGGACAACCAUAUUCUUGGGUGAACGUCCAAUCACUCCCAGCAUGCCCUCUGGUACACGGAUAUCCCAUCACCUUUACGAAUCCUGGGCUAUCUAGACACCAGGUCCUUGCUGCAAGCAAAAUCCGUCAAAUUUGCUCAGAUUUUCCAGUCCAAGGAUCGGUUUUAGUCGUAGACAACUUUAUUGGGGAUGGGGAUCGUGCCAAACACUACCGCGAAACACGGGUACAGAAUCGCCGUAUGUACAAGCUUCGUAGGGCUGGUAGGGUGCUUCAUUUGGGA
This is a messenger RNA of Seminavis robusta, 1825 nucleotides long. The record is from the annotation of a GenBank genome assembly. NCBI's taxonomy places the organism in Eukaryota, Bacillariophyta, Bacillariophyceae, Naviculales, Naviculaceae.